This is a messenger RNA of Cetraspora pellucida, 715 nucleotides long. The record is from the annotation of a GenBank genome assembly. Lineage: Eukaryota; Fungi; Glomeromycota; Glomeromycetes; Diversisporales; Gigasporaceae.
CGUUGAUCCCUUUACCCGUAAAGAGUGGUAUGAUGUAAAAGCGCCAUCCAUUUUUGAAGUGAGAAAUGUCGGUAAAACUCUCGUUAACCGCACACAAGGUCUAAAAAACGCCAACGAUGCUUUAAAGGGUCGCGUGUUUGAGGUGUCUUUGGCUGAUUUGAACAAAGACGAAGAACAAGCCUUCCGAAAGAUCAAACUCAGAGUUGAUGAAGUACAAGGUAAAAACCUGUUGACCAAUUUUCAUGGUAUGGACUUCACCUCUGAUAAACUCCGGUCUCUCGUUAGGAAAUGGCAGUCUCUCAUCGAAGCUCACGUCGAUGUAAAGACUACUGAUGGCUAUUUGUUACGUCUUUUUGCUAUCGCCUUUACUAGAAGACGACCAAAUCAAGUUAGUAAGACUACAUACGCUCAGUCCUCUCAAAUUCGCCAAAUUCGUAAGAAGAUGUUUGAUAUUAUGACACAACAAGCAACUUCUGUUGAUUUGAAAGAAUUGGUUUUGAAAUUCGUGCCUGAGUCAAUUGGUCGUGACAUUGAAAAGGCUUGCCAAGGCAUUUAUCCUCUUCAAAAUGUAUACAUCCGUAAGGUCAAGAUCCUUAAAAGUCCCAAAUUUGAUGUACAAAAGUUAUUGGAUUUACACGGUGAUAAUCUUGACACCGGUUCUAAAAUGGGAGGGGGUAGAGAAUUCAAAGAACCAGAAAUUCAAGAAUCUGUAUAA